Molecule: messenger RNA, 912 nt
Organism: Dentiscutata erythropus
Lineage: Eukaryota; Fungi; Glomeromycota; Glomeromycetes; Diversisporales; Gigasporaceae
Source: the annotation of a GenBank genome assembly
AUGCCAAAUUCUUUUUCGGAUAUUAACUCUGAACAUAUUCUUCACGAAAUUGAAUCAAUCAUAACAAAAGAUGUUGAAAAAAAAUCUUGCGAAGAUUUAGGCCCUUUAGGUAUUGGUGCAGAAAAAGAAUUAAUUACUUUAAAAUACCUUUUUAUGGCGCGUAAGGCUAUUACCUCAUAUAAUUUUAAAGAUUCAUCAAUUUUUCUUUAUACCGCAAAAACUUCACUUUCUUCUUGGAGAGAGGUUUGUUCAAAUCAAACUUACCCUGAGAAAUCAAAUAAAAAUGAAGAACCUGUCGGUCCAUUCGUUGCAAUUCAAAAUUUCUUUACUGGUCAAGAAAGACAAGCGAAAAAUGUCAAACGUGCCAAUGCAUCACCUAACAACAUGCAAUGGCUUGACAAGUUUUUAACUAAUCUCACUGCCAAAAUGACAUUAUAUUUCAUGAAUAUUCUUUUAGAAAGAGAGAAAAAGAUUGGUGGUGAUUCUAAAACAUUAUGGAGAAAAUUUUCAGAUGAUUAUAAUUACCAUGGGCUAAUACGAAAUUUUCGAGGUCGAUCAAGUGCACAUAGUAUAGCUUUGAUAUAUGAGAUUAGUGAGAAUGUACCAUUUUGUCAAGAUGGGUAUUCUUGCGAGCAAUCAAAAGAACAUUUACAAAAUACAAUAUCAUUACUUCAAGAAAAGAAUGAAAAGAAUCAGACACCAUUUACAAGAAGUUUUCCAAUACAUUCUUUUGACAAGAAUACAGGCUGUGCUUAUUAUUUCAUUCAAAUUGAUGAUCAUGUAAUGUUUGUCGUUACAUUUACUGAAAAACAUUCAGCACCUGAUAAUGGUACAUCUGAAUUUAUAAUGACAUUAGCUAACAAAUUGAGUGGAAUAGAUGUUCUGAUUAAUUUACAAAGAUUUGGUGAAUAA